AUGGCUGAUCAUGAUGAAAGUUCACAAAUAUGGACCAUCGAAGAAGGUCAAGAAUACUUAGACGACUUGAUAAGACUUCUCCGUAAUCCAAAAGUUAGCGUUGACGAAACGGUUGAUACUGGGCACAUCAACGGAACUGCGAUCCAUAUCCCUGUCCAAUUCCAGAAGGGAGAAUCUGUCACGAAAGCCAUGGUCUGUUCCCAGAUCUUCGACUACAUCCGCGCGUUUAUAAUUGAAUACAAAGAUGUCAUAUCGGUUGGACACGAAUUCCGCGAGGAAGUUGAGACAGAUGAUCUCGAUCAACUAUGUGGAAUGCUCGACAUAGUGAUCCGAACGCUCCCUCCAGUGAAGGAUCAUCAGCAGCCAGAGCGAAGGAUUGUCUGUUUCAUUGAUGGUGUGGGUUCUCGCAGGGACGUGGAGGAUUCUUCCGGAGUAAUUAAGGUCAUACAGACCUUAAUGAAGAUGGUCCGUCUGAGUGACACUGGCGAUGACUACGUACCGACUUUCCAACUGAUCUGUACGAGUCCUCAUCUAACCGACUGGGAUGAUGCACUCUUCCCAAGUGAGGACACUUGCCAUCUUGUUGAUUUAGCACUACCACUGUUGCCGCCUGGACCGUCAACCAGGGGAGGGUUUCAAAAGUCCUGA
Colletotrichum tamarilloi is the source of this 648-nucleotide messenger RNA. RefSeq lists its product as uncharacterized. The transcript has 2 exons. The record is from RefSeq and is a predicted model, not a curated record. The coding region runs from base 1 to 648 and encodes 215 amino acids. NCBI's taxonomy places the organism in Eukaryota, Fungi, Ascomycota, Sordariomycetes, Glomerellales, Glomerellaceae.